UAUUUUUAAAAGGCCCGUCAAAGCAAUGUCGUCUUCUUCAUCUUCAACCUUUAGCGUCGGCAGAGAGUGGUGGUCUCUAGGAUUUUAGCUCUCGGAGAUGGAAGCAUGCCUAAUUUUACUCUAUCGGUGAGCUUCAUUGUUCGAUUUCUAUGUAGCAGCACUUUCUAAUUCAGUGUAACCAUGGUUGAUGACGACCGAUUUGAGGAUAUAUGAUUUCAGUUUUGUAAUUUCAUUGUCUGAUUGAUAUGUUUUGGGGUUUUGAUGUUGAAUAUUGUUUUAACGUAGUAAAGUAUAUACUUUUGACUUUUUGGCUUUUUGCUGUAGUAUCUCAAUGCGAUGUAUCGAGGUCAUUUGAGAUCAAUCUGUGACUGUGAGAUCUUUUCAUAGAUUAAUUUGCAUAUGGUGAUAGUUAUUUAAUUUGCUUCAUGAAAUUGUCACUAUAUAUGAAAGUAUUCCUGAAUUUUCGAUAGAAAGUUAGUUGCUUUACUCAAGUCGUUUUAAUCUUCUCGGUAUAUUACAUUGUUGUCUUAUUGGCUCUUUUCUGAUUUUAUUGCCUCUUUCUGUUUUGGUUCCUAGAACCAGCAUGACAUCUCGAGCACACUUGGCUAUGGGGAGUUACAAUAGAUUUAUAGUGCGUGUCGGUUUCUUAACCAAAAAAACGUAGACAAUGUGUGAUUUUCUAACGAAUGGAAGCACAUCAAUCAUAAAUCUUCGUCGAAAGUUUCCUCCUCGUCAAUGUAUUGGAAGGAAAUAUUUUGAUCCCCACCUGACUCAAACUCUCCAUUACCAUUUUUACGAAAUUCUGACUUGCAUACGCCUUGCACUAAAGUUUCUGCAGGAGAUGAGAUGAUCUCUCCUAUGCGAAUCUGCUAUGGAGUUCAAUCAUAUCUCCAGCUUCGCAGUCCCUUGUUCAUGAUACAGCUAAAACAGCCAACCUAGUCAGGUCUGAGAUAUUUAUCAGAAAGUUAAAGGAAAUAUCUUGAAAGAGCCUGCCACCACCGAGAAGAGAAUUGAAGAAACACCAAUUCUGUUCUUCAUACGACGAGAGAAGAGAAAAAUGAGGAGUAGAGAUAUGGAGAGAGGUAGGAAACACAGAGGGGACACCCAGUGGACGGCUUGGCUGACUCCAACAAUUGUCGUGGCUAAUGUCUCCAUCUUCAUCGUUGUCAUGUACACCAACGACUGCCCUAAGACAACCACGGGAGCCAACGGAGAUUGCGUUGCAAAGCUUCUCCGCAGGUUCUCGUUUCAGCCACUCAGAGAGAACCCUUUCUUGGGUCCAUCUUCUUCAACAUUGGAGAAAUUGGGAGCUUUGGAUUGGAAGAAAGUCGUGCAAGGAAAUGAAAAAUGGAGGCUCAUCACUGCUAUGUGGCUCCAUGCCGGUAUCAUUCACCUUGUUAUGAAUAUGUUUGAUGUGAUCAUCUUCGGUAUCCGCCUUGAGCAACAGUUUGGCUUCAUAAGGAUUGGGCUCAUCUAUCUGAUUUCGGGAUUUGGCGGAAGCAUUCUCUCAGCUCUCUUCCUUCAAAAAAGCAUCUCUGUUGGUGCCUCGGGUGCUCUCCUUGGACUCAUGGGAGCAAUGUUAUCUGAGCUGCUCACCAACUGGACUAUCUACAAGAGCAAGGUACUGUGUCAUGUUCUUUCCCAAGAUACAAACAUUAACCGAAAAUAUAACAUGGUUUCAUUGCCUUGACGAUCUUCUGAAUUUUUCCAGCUUUGUGCUUUGUUAUCGUUCUUGUUCAUCAUCGCAAUCAAUUUGGCAAUAGGUUUGCUUCCUUGGGUAGACAACUUUGCUCACAUUGGCGGUCUCUUGACUGGGUUUUGCCUUGGGUUUAUCCUACUGAUGCAGCCUCAGUCUGGGUGGGAAGAGUUCCGCAACUCUUCUCAGUACGGUGCCCGUGCUAGAUCAAAAUAUAACCCGUGCCAGUACGUGUUGUUCUUUGUUGCCGCUGUUUUGGUUGUCGCCGGUUUAACAGUUGGGUUGGUGAUGCUGUUCGACGGAGAGAAUGGGAACAAGCAUUGCAAAUGGUGUCAUCGCCUAGACUGUUAUCCUACUUCUAAAUGGUCUUGUUGAUAUUUCAAUCAUCAUUACUGUAUUUAUUGCUCUCUUUCUAACUAACAUUUAUUGUCCUGUGUAUCUAAAUUGAACUGGAUUUUUGUUGAGUGGAUAUGAUAAUUUAUCUUCAUCUUAAUCCUUAUGUUUUGA
Arabidopsis thaliana (thale cress) is the source of this 2203-nucleotide messenger RNA. RefSeq names its product RHOMBOID-like protein 6 (gene RBL6). Lineage: Eukaryota; Viridiplantae; Streptophyta; Magnoliopsida; Brassicales; Brassicaceae. Gene Ontology annotation, biological process: proteolysis. The coding region runs from base 1058 to 1690 and encodes 210 amino acids. Gene Ontology annotation, molecular function: serine-type endopeptidase activity. The record is from RefSeq and is marked reviewed. Gene Ontology annotation, cellular component: Golgi membrane; mitochondrial membrane; membrane. The transcript is spliced from 5 exons.